AUGGAUGGGGUUAGUCAGGACUUAAGCUUACAUAAUACACAGCCGUUGGACUUCAACUACAAUAGUCUCCAACUUGCGGAUUAUGAAGCUGCAAUGCUCUCUCUUCUGGAGAUGUCUAGCAUGGAUUCAGAGGGCGCUAGUUCACAUCUGCCUUUUCUACCUCCUGUAGAGCGUGAGGUUCCAGUUCCUCCAUUCAUCUGGCCUACUCCAUAUGUCCGGCCCACACCUCACAUGCCCCUUGCUUUUCAGCCAGAUGCGGGGCUCCAUGGGUCUCAGCCUCCCGUGACCAUCAAAACUCUUACUCAUACUCAAGCACCUACACCUCCUGCAUCGCAACCACCACCUUUAGCACCUGCAACACCCAGACCUACUGGUCCCUCUACUGUCGCGCCAGAUACAGCAAUCCCUGUGCCUGAGGCUCAACCUCCGGUGAGAAUUGAAGCUCUUGGUCCUACUCCCCCUGCCACAUCUCAGGCUCCUGAGAUGCCUAGACCUCCUCUCGCUGGAUCUCAGACAGACCCAGUGGUACUUGGGCCCCAGCCUCCUGUGACCAUUGAAGCUCCUGCUCAUACUCCCUCCGCAAUGCCUAUACCUCCUGCUCCCCCUGCAUCUCAGAAGGCACCUGCCUCUGAACCUUGUGCUCCCUCUGCAUCUGAGCCAACACCAGCACUUUCUGUGUCGUCUGUGUCAGCAACUGAGCCUCUUCUGCUCACAGUGUCUCAGCUCAUUGAUCACCAUGUUGAAGAUGAGCAGCCUGGUGCUUGGCGUACUGGUAGGGCACGCCAAUCAGUCCCUUUCAAUCGCCAUGAAUUGGACAAUGACAUUGGUGAUGCUCCUCGACGGUCUGGUCAAGUGGGCGGAGGCACGAGUGCUACAUCAAAACGCGGCAGCAAGCGCAAUGCUGAAAACACUGGUAAUGCAUCUAAAAAGUUAGUGUCUUUGAAUUUUUGUCGUUUGCCAUCAUUGAGUUCUCGUUUAGAAGAUUGA
Molecule: messenger RNA, 987 nt
Organism: Suillus paluster
Lineage: Eukaryota; Fungi; Basidiomycota; Agaricomycetes; Boletales; Suillaceae
Exons: 2
Coding region: 1-987 (328 amino acids)
Source: RefSeq, a predicted model, not a curated record